AACGCUGAACUUGAAGUUGAAGAGAAGGUGCAUCGAUGAACUAACGUAGACCCGGUAUCUGAGCCGUUUUCCCUCGAACUCGAAGAAUCUUAAAACUGACAACUGAACAACGGACAGCUGAAAAGGGAAAGCAAAGGCACACAACAAGCUUGAGCCAGUAUGACUGAGACAAAAAAUUGCCAGCAGGUUCUAGCUGAGAUACAAGAGCAGAGUCGGACGUUUGAUGGUCCGGCCUUACUAACUCGAAGAUUUGUCACUGUGACCAAUGGGGCAGCCACAUCUAGUCAGACAGAAACUGCCGAAGCUCCUACACUGGAGAAGGCUGAGGGAGCAGUUCGCAUCAUGCAGUGGAAUGUCCUUGCCCAAGGUUUGUGCCUGUGUAGUGACAGCUUUGUGCUGUGCCCUCCCGCCGCCCUGGAUUGGAGUCGGCGGAAGAACUACGUGAUGGAGGAGUUGCUUACAUACGACCCUGACAUCUUCUGUCUCGAGGAAGUGGAUCAUUUUGACUUCAUCUCUCAAUACCUCUCUCCGCUCGGAUUCCAGGGUCUGUUCUGUCCCAAACCUGAUUCCCCGUGUCUUUACGAGGAGAACAACAGUGGCCCAGAUGGCUGUGCUGUAUUCUGGCGAAAAUCGCACUUCUCUCUGACAUCUUACGAGAAUGUUGUCUUGCGAGAUGACCGGGAAAAAGAAACCAACCAGGUGGCGCUGUUGUGCUGGCUUCGGGGUCUUUACGGUAGCUCCAAGGGCAAAGAUAUCCUGGUGGUUGCGACUCACUUAAAGUCAAAGAAAGGCUACUCAGAGCUGAGAUAUCAACAGGGCAAGUUUUUAGAGCGGGAGUUGAUGAAGCAGGCACAGGGGAAGCCUGUUGUACUUUGUGGAGACUUCAACGCCGAGCCGGAGGAGAAAGUAAUUCAGGUGAUUAAGUCCAGCAAGUUGCAGCUGAUGAGCACCUACACACUGUUGUCUCCCAGCGGUGCGGAGCCCGAGUACACCACGUGGAAAGUGCGCAGCGGGAAGCACGGAGAGACGAUGGAAGAGUCGUGCCACACGAUAGACUACGUCUUUGUCACCAGGAACAACAGCAAGUGUGUGAAGCUCCUGCAGUUCCCUACGGGUGCGGAGCUGGGAGACGGUUUUUUGCCUUCGUUUUCCUACCCGUCGGACCACCUGUCACUGGUUGCGGACCUAGUUUUUACCUGAAUACCGACCUUGACCUUGUAGUCACUGUGUCUGACUUGUUGUAAAGAGGACGGAGAAUAUGUUGUUCUAGGAAAAUGAAAGCCUAAAAAGGAGAAGGUCGUGUUUUCACUGAUUUAAGCCAAAAUUUUGUAUUUUGGGAAGAAAGAUUGAGAAGUAAUGGUCCUUGGAAUUAAUACGUGAAAUCAAGAAGUUAGAUCUUGUAGCAGUGAUGCCAAACGUUUACCUGCCUGUUGGAAGACAAGUGGAGGAGUUAUGUUGAUAGAGAAAGGCCAAAACUUAAGGGACUUGUGGUGCUAAGGUUGUCUCUGAAAUGCAGGGAAACUCAGGCACUGGUACUUGUGUAGCAAAUCGUCAUUGCAUUUCACUAUUCACACAUGGAGCUUUCAGAUUCUUUCGAUAAAAUGUGAAAAAAAAAAAUCUUUUUUGUUAGUUAGUCUGAUUUUAGCCUCUUGAUUUUUACAAAUUAUUUUUAAGUUGUCAUGAAUUAUUGAUGCAAAUGAAAAUGUGAGAGCUGAUUUGUAAGAUUCUCCUUAGGUCAAAUACCUUAGACCUGAGUUUUCAAAUUUUGUUCCUUAUGUGGAUAGUGAGCUGCAAUGACAAAAUGUUUGUCUGUAUCCGUAAGGCCAGUACUGAAUUCUUGAGCCAUAAAUGUAGCUUCACAGCUGUUGACUGUUUUGACUUGAUCUGAACUUUGGUCAACAGUGUUUGAGGCACCUUACAUCUCUGUAUUGUUGAACUUUUGUCAUUGUGAUAUAUGGAAAGGACAAACUUCCUACGGUUGGUCUGUUUUGUUUUUAUGUAAAUAUUUGCGGUAAAAGUCGCAAACCCUGUCAGUCUGAAAUUAGGUGAAGUUUUAUUUUUGUCUGAAAAAAUUACUAGAAAAUCCUCUUGCAUCAUGUCUUAGUAUUGUGAUGUGAGUUUAUGGAAUGGAAAGUAUGCAGUAUGUUGCUGUUACGAAACAUAUAUUGGUCUGGCAGUGGAGUCCACUUAUCCGAAAACAGCAGUAAACCGAAAGAAAAUAAAUUUCUCCAAUUUUUUUUUCCAUCUGUAUAUAUAUAUAUUUCAGCAAUCUCCCUAAACUAAAAACCCGGCUAAGCCAAACAAAAUCCGGCGGUCUGGCAGAUUUCGGUUUUAGUGGACUGCUCUGUAUCUGUUUUCUAACAUUCUUACACUUGCUCCCUGUUUCCCUUGAAAUCAGUAGUUUUGGACUUGCGCAGUUUGUCACUUCGGCUGCUGCUAUUUGAAGUUUUGUAAAGAGGCAAAUUAUUUACCUCAUUUCACUAUUAAAAUGAGUGCAAGGAUGAGAUUAUAAAUACAGAAAUAUGGAUUGUUUUAUAGUUUUGGCUGGAAUUAACCGCUCAUUCUGAGAGUCGUACAAUCAAAGACCUUAUAUUAAGUUAUAUAUUAAUAUUAGGUAAGUUCCAUUAGUAUUUUAGGAUAUGUAGUAUAACACGAAUAGCUUGAAUUCGUGGGGACCGGCCUUCGAUAGUUCGAGGGAUCAGUAGUUUGAGGGAUCUGUAGUUCGAGGGAUCCGUAGUUCGAGGGAAACGUGAACAGUGUUGUGGCAUCGGCUGUGUGAGAGAAUCAAGGGAGGCAACAAAGAAUGCUACCUUAGGGGCAAAAACAAUAGAUUGUGUGAUGCACAACCCUUCCUUUCACCUGCUCCCCACAAGCCUAGCUAGGCCUAGGGCUUAGGCACGCUGGGCACGCCUGUCGAACUACGCGCUAAAGAUAGCACAGCUAGCUGCUUCUGUGGAGGGGGUAAAGGAGGUAUUUUACUGAUCUUGCCAUUUUCCGUAAAAAAAAAAGUUAUUGUUAUUAUUUUGUCUCAAGUAGGCUACACCUCAAAGGACAUUGACUGUAGACCUGUAAUGCGGCGUAAUUAGUUUGAGUAUACUGUGUUUGUGUUCAAGCUUCACAUGAUUUUCUUACAAAGA
Aplysia californica (California sea hare) is the source of this 3137-nucleotide messenger RNA. Its product is annotated as nocturnin. NCBI's taxonomy places the organism in Eukaryota, Metazoa, Mollusca, Gastropoda, Aplysiida, Aplysiidae. Bases 160 to 1200 code for a protein of 346 amino acids. The transcript has 4 exons. Gene Ontology annotation, molecular function: 3'-5'-RNA exonuclease activity. The record is from RefSeq and is a predicted model, not a curated record.